This is a messenger RNA of Haliotis rubra (blacklip abalone), 569 nucleotides long. RefSeq names its product multiple epidermal growth factor-like domains protein 10. Lineage: Eukaryota; Metazoa; Mollusca; Gastropoda; Lepetellida; Haliotidae. The record is from RefSeq and is a predicted model, not a curated record. The transcript has 4 exons. The coding region runs from base 15 to 569 and encodes 184 amino acids.
UUUUGACAGUAGACAUGGAGGAGGAAUGUGAGCCUGGAAAAUAUGGGAAUAGUUGUAGUCACAAUUGUUCUCAGAACUGUGAAAGUCUUCCAAAUAGCAUAGUGCUCUGUGACAAAGAAACCGGAGAAUGCUUCGCAGGAUGCAAAGCUGGUGUGUACGGUGACCUCUGUGAUCAACUGUGCAGCAUAAAUUGCAAGGAACACACAUGUAACCAGCUCAAUGGACACUGCACUCGAGGCUGUAGAGAAAAUCACAUCGGCGACUUCUGUGAGACCCGCCAAGAGGUGCAUCAAGGUACUACCUAUAGCAGUCAUACAACCGUUACCACAGGUGAGGCACCGACAAGCAAAUCCCAGAUCGUCAUUCCAGUUGUUGUAACAAUACUUGUCCUUAUCCUUGUGGGCUUUGCCUGUGCUGUGAUUAUCUUCAUAUGGCGCAUUAAAAAGAAGAAGGCAAGUUACAACAUCCAUCAUUGUUCUGGAGCAAAGCCUUCCGCCAUCGAUUGCAGUGUAGCAGCAGCAGCAUCCGACAUUACACAAUAUACACCACCAUCAGCAUUGACCAUUUAA